Messenger RNA from Parathielavia appendiculata, 929 nucleotides. RefSeq lists its product as uncharacterized. Bases 222 to 551 code for a protein of 109 amino acids. NCBI's taxonomy places the organism in Eukaryota, Fungi, Ascomycota, Sordariomycetes, Sordariales, Chaetomiaceae. The transcript has a single exon. The record is from RefSeq and is a predicted model, not a curated record.
UGACAUCAGACCUCCACACACGGCAAGCCCAGAUUCUACUCCUACAAUAAAGCCACGGGAUAAAUGAUACCAAAAGAGCAUGCAUAGGAAGUUGUGGAACUUCAUUUCCAGCCUGGUCUGGGACACUAUUGAAUUUCCCCUGAAGAUUCUCAACAUACUGUAAGGCCAAUUACAGAAACUCGGUCAAACCCAAUCCUAUCAAGAACAUUGUCAAAGCCACGAUGCCUCACAAACCUCUCCGCCAACUCGCCGCCGAAAAGGCCCAAGGCACGGGGGCCAACCCCUCACAGCUGGGCGAUCCCAGCGAUCUCAAGGCCGAGACCAGCAACGGCCCGGAUCCGGUUGAAAAUCCCCAUGGCCACACUCCCUCCCUCUCUUCAUCCUACUCAUGGGCCAGCAAAGGUGACAAUAUCGGCAUCAAGCUCAAGGUGCCGCGGUCGGCGCUCGAAGGAGACCCAGACCAAAAGGGCGAGGAGGAGGGAACUGUGGUGGGGAUCGGAGACGGGGCUGGGCCGGUUGGGGGUGUGUGGAAGAAGGGGUCCAAGUUGUAAUUUGGGAAUAAGAACAACGAUGGUUGGUUGAAAGGGUGAAGGUUGUUAACAGUAAUGUUGCAUUACGGGAAUCCUGGUGAAGUCAAUUGUUGAUGUCGGGUCCCAUGAAAGACCAUGGCGCUGGAAGGAGGUUGCUAACUUCGGCAUGUAUAUACAAACCAGCGAGCGGCCGUUGAGCAUGAGGAGACAUUGACUUUACAAGCGGCCAAAGGUCUGAAUGUGAAAAGAAACACUGGAUGAGAAGUUCUGGGAGCAAUGAGGACAGAUAGGGAGGCCUAAAGUUCCGCACAAGGUCAGGGACAAUAUCAAGUAAAUAAUGUGGGCGGUCUCGGCGAGGUGCUUGCUAAUUUCCUGAAUCCAAUAUGUGGUCAUUACAAC